Lingula anatina is the source of this 2976-nucleotide messenger RNA. RefSeq lists its product as uncharacterized. The record is from RefSeq and is a predicted model, not a curated record. NCBI's taxonomy places the organism in Eukaryota, Metazoa, Brachiopoda, Lingulata, Lingulida, Lingulidae.
CUCUCCCUUUAAAACUAUUUUUUCUUUUCAACCAUUCAGCUGUUACCAUGUUGUAUGAUCACCUGAAGUCGAGAUGAGACUGUAACCAUGACCUUUUUGACUCACGGAUUCUUUAAGCAAGGUAAUUCUUUUGGUGGAAACUGAUGCGGAACAGAAAGGCUUUGACGAGGACUUGUUGAUGCGAAUCCCCUGCGUAAAUGCAUUUUAAAACACUCUACGCACCGUUGCCUCGUCUUGGCCGCAUGCAGCCUUUAUCAUUUGCCCUGAGAACGAGACAAUUGACUUGCUGUAUUUAACUUGUAUUCACUCCAGUAUAGAAUGGAGUAUCAGGGAAAGUUGUACGUUGGUGCAAUUCCUGUGCUGUUAGCUUUGGCCUGGGUUUUUCUAGGCCCAAAACUUGAAGAUGUUUCACAAACUUUAUCCGUAAGUGACGCCGAUCCCACACAAGGUACUCCACCCAAGGGACACUUGCGCCCUUUCGGAUACCACGCAGAUGAAGAGAAGGGGAUCGUCGAGCUAGACGAAUUUCCUGACCCGGAGACUUUUUACAGGGACUAUAUGAGAAAAUCUGUCCCUUUGAUAGUGCGAGGUGGAGUAAAGCACUGGCCAGCAGUGGAAAGAUGGAAGAGCGAGGAUUACCUGAGAGAGAAAUUUGGACAUCAAGUAUUCAACGUAAUGUUUAAAAACACCUCAGUCGACAAGAAUCACUUUGGGCAUAUGUUCAUGUAUAUGGAUGAUUAUCUCAAUCAUUAUAAGAACCACAAACUCUACUUAGACGCCAGUAUAAGUUUAGAGAUGGCGGAAGACGUCACUCUUCCAAAAGUGUUCGGAUGUGACACAUAUUUUAAGAUUAUGAAACCGUACCAAAUAUUCUUCAAUGCCGGUUGGUCCAGCACCGACCUUCACCUUGACAUCACGGAGACUUUCUUCGCCCAGGUGACCGGUCAGAGACAGUGGAUACUGACCACACCUAGAGACGGCAAGAACACAUACAGCGACGACUUCCAGUAUCAUACAGGUAUAUCUCAGAUUGAUAUCGAGUCUGUGGAUUUGAUCAAUUUUCCCGACGUAACCAAGGUGGAUGUAUAUAAUAUAACGGCCAAUCCUGGAGACAUCAUUUACGUACCUGAGGGCUGGUGGCAUCAGGUGCGAGCGAAAGGUCCCAACCCGCCAAACAUCGCCAUCGCCAUAUUUCUCCACUGGCUGAACUGUCAGUACGAGGUCCCACCUGGUACAGAUGCCGAAUAUGUAGAAGGGUGUAUAAAGAUCCGGGAGGAGAAGCCGCUCGAAAUGACUUGUGGCAUGAAAGUUGAUGAAGCACCUAUGAGUGAGCUGAAGGAAACACUAAAACACAUGGAACUGGACGUCUUUACUUCAAUCAGUGAGGAUGCCAGUGAAAUCAUGGAAGAACUGGAAAUUCAAACUUCACUGCUUAAAAGUGGAUAUGAAAUGCCUGACCUGGGACUGGCACUUGGAGACAUACCUGACAGUGAGCUAGAAGCUGCCCUUGAAUACGCUCUUAAGACUGGAUACAGGUUAUUUGACCCAGAUUUAAGCGAGGAGUCCGAGUCUAUUCUGGGGUCUGUUUUGGCCAGCAACAAACACUGCAAACGAGAAGACGCUUUCGUUAUUGUUAAAGUUCCUCAAGACAGUUUAGGUAAAGACGCGACCAGAAAGUCGGUGGAAAACUCAAUGAAGAGACUUCAGACUGACUACUUGGAUCUGGUCUUGCUGCAAGUGCCUUCUUGCGACCCCAAGGACGAGGAGUGUUGGGAAUUAUUAAAAGAAUCAUGGCAGACGUUGGAAGAAAUGAACGCUACGGGAAGCAUUCGUUCCUUGGGAGUGAUGGACAUAAAAAUAAAGAACCUUCGGGAUCUCAUCAAGAUCGCAAAGGUACCAAUUUCUGUUGUUCACAGUCGAUUUGACCUCAUGAAAAGAAGGACAAAAUUACGACAGCUCUGCAAUGACAACGGCAUUCGUUUUAUGGCGCACAGUUUAAUGGGGGAAAAAUGGCUGACGGAAGACGGUCAGAAUCCGAUACUGACCAGCAAUGACCUACGUGUAGUCUCGGCAACCUCUCGUGCUACAACACAGGCCGUCUUAAUCCGGUGGGCGUUGGAUCAGAAUGUCACCGUUGUUCCACGAGCAUUGAAUCCGUUUUACAUUUCUCUCAACCAAAGGGCCCUGAUGGUUGACAUCUCUGAAUUUGAAGACACUUUCGAAAACUUCCCUCACGCAGAUUAGUCUUAGGAGAUUUCUUUUUCGUGUUUUUUUCCUUUUCCUGACAAGGCAUGUUAUCUUUGUUCGUUUUUAUCUUAGUGAAUUUUGGGAUAUAUAGCAAGUGAAAAUAUAUGAAGGUUUUAUUCGGACAAGUAGAUGUCUCCAUAACAUACAUUAUCAUUAUUGUUACGUACUGUUUUAUUCUAUGUUGAAUAUUGGUUUAUUAUAUUUAGAAAACUACGUUUGUAUAAGAAACAUUGUCAAAUGUCAAGUUCUAUCAAAUAGUUAUAUCCGAUAUUUUUUCAUAAUCAAUAGUGUCUUGAACGCUACACCACAGGCGGCCCUGGUCUGAUGGGCGUUGGUUCUUCGAGUUUCGAGUCCUUUUUACAUUUCUCCCAACCAGAGGACUCUGAAUUUGAAGCAACUUUCGAUCAGUUUCCCAAUGAAGAUUGGUUCGCAUGAUUUUGCUUUUAAUCAUCUCCAUCCUAUGCUGUGGUAAUGUGUGCUUGGACGUACGUCUCGAGAAGAUGUGACAGAUCUGUGCAAUAAUUAUACGUAUAUGUAUAUGUUUGAGUAAGUGACUCAGUCGAGAAUACCGUUAUAUCCAAAUUUUAUGAGUCUUUGUAAGAUGUUGUUACUGUUUAUUUUAUUCGGGAAAGUAUAAAGUGUUUCUUCAAAUUCUUUUCUGAUUAUUGCAUUGCGUUGAGCAAUAUGUACAUUUUGUUCAAAAAUAAAGUUUCGUGUAUUAAUGUAAGU